UUUUACACCGAUUCCAAACAGCCUCUUAUAUAAAGAAAAAGAAAAAGAAAAACAGAGCGGAAGGCGAGCGAAGUCUUCAUUCCCCGCUCGAAGGCCACCGCCGCUGUCGGUUGCCGACCCUGCUCGCCGGAGCGCAGCUCCACGUGAGCACGUCCAGCGAUAGGCUCCACUCUUCCUCCACCGCUCCCGCCGUCGUGACGCGCCGGGACCUCCUCGCUCGCCCGUGUCUUCUAGUCCGCUGCCGCUGUCGUUCGUAGACCAGACGUGCGCGGUGCGCCACCCCCCAGUGCAGUCCAUCUCGUCGGCUCAUCCUUUCUUUCCCUGCAGUGGUAAAUCAAUCUACCCGCGGUUAACGCGACGAUGCCGCGGUGAGGAGCGCCCGGGGAAGGCUGGCACCCGCAUUGCUCUGCGCCCACGGCCUGUUCGACGGAAUUCCCAGCCGGGGCGCCUCGCGGUGCUGGUUCGGCUGCCAGGGCCGAGGAUGCCCUUGCGGGCGUACGUGGGCAUGCUGGCACGCGGAGCCAGGCCUGGCGCGUACACGUUUCCGCCGUUGCUCAAGGCGGUGGUGGCAGAGCGGGGCGCCGUGGCGUCGGCCGCCGGAGACUCUGUCCACGCGCAUGUGGUUAAGUUUGGGCUGCAGCUCAACGCCCACGUGGCGAGCUCGCUGGUCCUCAUGUACGCGGCCAGGGGCGACGGCGUGACGGCGCGCGCACUGCUGGAUGUGCAGCCCGCCAGAGGUGGCGGCACGCCCGUCAUGUGGAAUGCGCUUAUGUCCGGUCACGACAUGUUGAGUAUAUUGUGUACGUGUAUAUGUGUGCCCACCUUCGCCAAGGUGGUCGCGUACCUCAAGCUAGAGGAGCGCCGGAUGCAGGUGGCAGGGACGCGCGCGACCCACACCGCCCUUGUCGCCGGCACCCGCGGGGGCUCGGCCCCGCCACCGCCCCGCCCGACGCCGCCCCAGCCGGCGGCGCCCGCCUUCCCGCCUGGCUUCCCGCCCGCCCAGCCGCCCCCUUCCCGCCGCCCCAGCCGGCGGCCAAUGGGGGGGGUCGUCGCGGCGGCCGCCGGGGUGGCCGCAAGCAGGGAGGCGGCGGCGGUGCUCAGGGAGGAGCACCUCGCCAGCAGCAGCCGGCCCCUCAGCCGGCGGCUCCGUGGUACGCCGGCCAGAACCCAUGGACCGGCGUUGUCCACGCCUACUCCAUGCCGGUUCCUCGGGCCCCUACUCCGGGCCUUCUCGGCACUCGGCCUCCGUCACACCAGGCGUACUACGCCGCGCCGCAGCCCUAUGCAGCGCCCUACGGGCAGCAGCCGCCACCAGAGAAGCAGGCAGUUCAGGCUGUCAUGCUGCUCUUUCCUGGAUAUGGUGAGGGCUGGCAUUGUGGCCACGCCGGUCACCUACAUCACGGUGCUGUCAGCAUGCGGCCAAGGCAACGACGUCCUGCUCGGAAUGCAGCUGCACAAGCGCGUCAUUGAGAGUGGGGUGUUGCCUGACCUCAAGGUGGAGAAUGCGCUCGUUGAUAUGUAUGCCGAGUGUGGAGAGAUGGAAGCAGCUUGGGAUUUGUUUGACAGCAUGCAGGUGAGGAACAUUGUGUCGUGGACAUCGGUGAUCUAUGGGUGUGUAAGACUAGGCCAGGUUGAUCGAGCCAGAGUACUGUUUGAUCGUAUGCCUGAGAGGGACACCGUCUCAUGGACUGCAAUGAUUGAUGGUUAUGUACAAGCUGGCCAGUUCCGAGAGGCAUUGGAGAUGUUUCGUGAGAUGCAACUUAGCAAGGUGAGGGCAGACGAGUUCACCAUGGUCAGCAUAGUCACGGCAUGCGCGCAGCUUGGUGCUUUAGAGACAGGGGAGUGGGCUAGACUUUACAUGAACAGACAUGGGAUCAAGAUGGAUACUUUUGUCGGGAAUGCGCUCAUAGACAUGUAUUCAAAGUGUGGGAGCAUCGGGAGGGCAAUGGACGUGUUCAAUGAGAUGCACAGUAGAGAUAAAUUUACUUGGACCGCUGUUAUACUUGGUCUUGCAGUGAAUGGCCAUGGUGAGGAGGCUAUCGAUAUGUUUGACAGGAUGCUUAGGGUGUUUGAAGUUCCAGACGAGGUGACCUUCAUUGGCGUUCUCACUGCAUGUACUCAUUCUGGUUUGAUUGACAAAGGACGAGACUUCUUUCUCAGCAUGACUGGGACCUACAGGAUUGCUCCUAAUGUGAUGCACUAUGGAUGCAUAAUCGACCUCCUUGGGCGAGCUGGAAAACUAAGAGAAGCAUUGGAGACAAUAGGUAAAAUGCCCAUGAAACCCAACUCUGCAAUUUGGGGGACCCUGCUGGCAGCUUGUAGGGUCCAUGGUAACUCAGAGAUGGGUGAAUUGGCAGCAGAACGUCUCCUUGAGUUGGAUCCUGAGAACAGCAUGGCUUACGUCCUUUUGUCCAAUCUGUAUGCAAAAUCGAAUAGAUGGGGAGAUGUUCGGUGGCUUAGGCAAUUAAUGAUGGAGAAAGGAAUCAAGAAAGAGCCUGGUUGCAGUCUUGUUGAAAUGAACGGCACAAUUCACGAAUUUGUAGCUGGCGAUAGAUCUCAUCCUAUGAGUGAAGAAAUCUAUUCUAAAUUGGACAAGGUACUCACGGAUUUGAAGAAUGAUGGGUAUGUACCUGAUGUAACCGAGGUCUUUGUUCAAGUCACAGAAGAAGAAAAACAAAAAGUUCUUUAUUGGCACAGCGAAAAGUUGGCUGUCGCUUUUGCAUUACUCUUUGGCACAACUUCUAUUAAAAGAAAGGUUUUGCUCUGCUCCUCUGAGUAA
This is a messenger RNA of Triticum aestivum (bread wheat), 2779 nucleotides long. RefSeq names its product putative pentatricopeptide repeat-containing protein At3g15930. Gene Ontology annotation, biological process: RNA modification. Gene Ontology annotation, molecular function: zinc ion binding; RNA binding; protein binding. The transcript is spliced from 5 exons. NCBI's taxonomy places the organism in Eukaryota, Viridiplantae, Streptophyta, Magnoliopsida, Poales, Poaceae. Bases 482 to 2779 code for a protein of 765 amino acids. The record is from RefSeq and is a predicted model, not a curated record.